Messenger RNA from Planococcus citri (citrus mealybug), 854 nucleotides. RefSeq names its product protein D2-like. Bases 205 to 789 code for a protein of 194 amino acids. The record is from RefSeq and is a predicted model, not a curated record. Lineage: Eukaryota; Metazoa; Arthropoda; Insecta; Hemiptera; Pseudococcidae. The transcript is spliced from 7 exons.
UGAAAUGUGCACCUGUUCACGUUGAUCUAAUUUUCGAAAGAAUUUGCAUCAUUAUCUGAUCUCCCCUCUAUCAAUUUUUUAAUAUUAAAGAAAAGGUGACCUAUUUGAUGAUCUCAUGUUAUCACAUAUCACCCAAUAGUUGAUAAAAAUCGCCAGCAUUCCAAGUACCUAAUUCAAGAUGUCCAAGUGAAUUUUGACGAAAAAAUGCGUAAUAAGGUGAUAUUAUUGUGGGCCUUUUUUCAAAUUCCAUGGCUAGGUACAGGAGAAUGGGUCUUCGAUAUAGGAAUAGAAAUGUUGAAACAUCUUGUAGUCCCCGAUGUCAUACCCGUACCACCUCAUGAAAUGUGUUUGGUCUACUAUCCAAAAAAUAAUAUCACUCCAGACGUUUACAUAUUCAAUAAAGACUUAACCCAAGAUCCACCAAUUGUCCAAUGGGAUGCAGAUCCGAAAUCGUAUUACACGCUCAUUUUAACAAAUCCAGAUGUUCCUAAUAGAACUUACGCUGUUUUAAAAGAGUACCAUUUGUGGUUAGUGGGCAAUAUACCUGGGAACAAGAUUGAAUGGGGUGAAGUUUUGACUGAAUACAAAAACACAGAUUGGGCUCAAGAUAGAAGUUUCCGUCGAAAUAUUUUCCUAAUUUAUAAACAACAAGGAAAAAUAUCGUUUAAACACUGGAUAAAGCGUACAGUAAAGGUCGGAUUGAGGAGUGGUUUCAAUACGUACGACUUCGCCCGUCAAUAUAAAUUAGGAGACCCGCUAUUUGGCAAUUUCUAUUUUCACAGGUGGUGAAAAUUAUACGUACUGUGAUGACAGUUGUGAAUAUGUAUUUAUGAAAAUAAACCUUACAAAUUCGA